AGAGGAGGCGCGGAGUCUCGCGAGAUUUCGGCUCCGCGAGGGCGCGGAGGCGGCCCUCCUCUUACAUCUCAGCCUCCUCCACCUCGUCCUUCUCCUCGUCGGCGUGUGCUCGCGGCCUCGGCUCCUGCGUCGCUCGGUGCGGGAAGACGAGGAGCAGCGCGGGCGAGAGAGAGAGAGGGAGAGCGGAGAGAGACACAAAGGCGGACGUGGAGGCCUCGCCUCUACACAUCUCCCACUGCCCGCGGUACAAAAAAGCCUGAGGCCUGCUUGUGCCGGGCCCUCUGGCUUAGAGGGAGUUUAUUUUUUUUUAAAUAUCCCCGUCGCGAGGGAAGUUGACUCUCGCCUCGUCUCCCUGCGUGCCUUCUUUUAAAUUGCUCGCUAAUCUGUUCGGCGGGCUCACGCCACGGGCGUUGGUGUUGAGAUUUGCGCGUGAUCGGCGGCACGGCGCGUUGACGGGGGGGCGGUCGCCGCGCGGCCCGGCGCCUACCAACCAUGACGGAGGUCGGCAUCGUGAAGGAGGGAUGGCUGCAGAAGAGAGGAGAGUACAUCAAGACAUGGCGCGCACGUUACUUCCUUCUCAAGGCAGACGGCUCCUUCAUCGGCUACAAGGAGAAGCCUCAGGUGGCGGAGCAGCAAGACCCCUUGAACAACUUCUCCGUGGCUAAGUGCCAGCUGAUGAAGACGGAGCGGCCGCGGCCUAACACCUUCAUCAUCCGCUGCCUGCAGUGGACGACCGUCAUCGAGCGCACGUUCCACGUCGACACGCCCGAUGAGCGGGAGGAGUGGAUGCGGGCGAUACAGACGGUGGCUGACCGGCUGGCGCAGCAGGAGGAGGAGAGGAUGGACGUGACGGCAAGCCAACCCAGCGAAGGCCCGUGCACCGAGGGCAUGGAGACGUGCAGCACACGGCCCAAGCCACGCGUGACGAUGAACGACUUCGACUACCUGAAGCUGCUGGGUAAGGGCACGUUCGGCAAGGUGAUACUGGUGCGGGAGAAGGCGACGGGGAAGUACUACGCCAUGAAGAUCCUCAAGAAGGAAGUCAUAGUGGCCAAGGACGAGGUGGCGCACACUCUCACGGAGAACCGCGUGCUUCAAAGCUGCCGACACCCAUUUCUCACGUCGCUCAAGUAUUCCUUCCAGACGCACGACCGCCUGUGCUUUGUCAUGGAGUACGUCAACGGCGGGGAGCUGUUCUUCCACCUGUCACGCGAGCGCGUCUUCUCGGAAGAGCGCACGCGGUUCUACGGCGCCGAGAUUGUAUCGGCGCUUGAUUACCUCCACACCGAGAAGAACGUCGUCUAUCGGGACCUCAAGCUUGAGAAUCUGAUGCUGGACAAGGACGGACACAUUAAGAUCACCGACUUUGGGCUGUGCAAAGAGGGCAUCACGGACGGCGCCACCAUGAAGACAUUCUGUGGCACCCCCGAGUACCUGGCGCCGGAGGUGCUGGAGGACAAUGACUACGGGCGAGCGGUGGACUGGUGGGGCCUGGGCGUGGUCAUGUACGAGAUGAUGUGCGGCCGCCUGCCCUUCUACAACCAGGACCACGAGAAGCUGUUUGAGCUCAUCCUCAUGGAGGACAUCCGCUUCCCGCGGACGCUCUCCAACGACGCCAAGGCCCUGCUCUCCGGCCUGCUGCUCAAGGACCCCAAAAAGAGGCUCGGAGGAGGACCUGAUGACGCCAAGGAGAUCAUGAGGCACAGCUUCUUUGCCGGCACCAACUGGCAGGAUGUUUACGAGCGCAAGCUGCCACCCCCCUUCAAGCCGCACGUGACGUCGGAAACGGACACGCGGUAUUUCGACGAGGAGUUCACGGCACAGACCAUCACUAUCACGCCGCCAGACCGAUACGACAGCAUGGAGUCCCUCGACAACGAGCGGCGACCCCACUUCCCCCAGUUCUCCUACUCGGCCAGCGGCAACCAGUAGAGCCGGCGCCCGGCAGCACCGCGCACACCGGGAUCUUGCCGGCUCCUCGCCUCCGGCCACACUUCCCCACUCCCCCCCCCGCCCCCACUCGGCCAUCGCACCGACCCACCCUCCCCUCUACGCCCCCGUCGACAUCGCGGAAUGCCGUAAAUACCCACGCCGUGCCGGACGGGGAGCAGCUGGUGGGGGCAGGGGGGGGAGGGGGCGACCUGGGGACGACGACAGUCGAGGGUGAGGUGGGCGCGGUGGGUAUGGGGGCUAUCGUGGCACCAUUUGCCGCGGAGGUUCGUCCCAGGCGCCCGUUGGGGGACACGGUUGUCCGCACGAGGCUGUGUUCGAUUUUCGUUUUUUUAUUUUUUGUUUUUUUACUUUCACACGGCACUUUUUUUUUUUAACUGGCCGGUGGGCACUGGGAAAUUGAGCCUCCCCCCUCCCCCCCCCCCCCCCGAGGGUUGUGGAAAUGUCGGCGGCGGUGGUGGCACGAGUGCACGCGUGGACAAAUAUCAGAGCCGACGGUGGUUUUGUGCCGUGUGGGUAGGCAGCGUGCGCGACACGAGUUCUUCCAAAAACGACGACAAC
Petromyzon marinus (sea lamprey) is the source of this 2511-nucleotide messenger RNA. RefSeq names its product RAC-alpha serine/threonine-protein kinase-like. Gene Ontology annotation, molecular function: ATP binding; protein serine/threonine kinase activity. NCBI's taxonomy places the organism in Eukaryota, Metazoa, Chordata, Hyperoartia, Petromyzontiformes, Petromyzontidae. The record is from RefSeq and is a predicted model, not a curated record. Gene Ontology annotation, biological process: protein phosphorylation.